ACAUAUCCAGCCAUUAACCUUGUUCCUUCUGGAGACCGCCGACCUGAAGCAGCUUCAUAGAGGAAACAAAUCAGGAAGAACAGCCGAGGGCAGUGAGGGCGUGGGACGCCCUUGAUCCGCUUCGCCUGCGCGUGGAUGGACGAGGAGGGCAUGGAGUUUCUGCUUGAUGCGGUUGACAGGUUUCCCGUGCGGGAGGAGUUUGCUGAUAACAUUGAACAGCCAGAUCCGGUUCCUCUUCUGUAUUUGUUACAGAACGGGGGCGACGGAGAGCAAGGUGCUAUUGCAGCGAACAGUGGUUUUGGGGUGGCUCAGUUGGCCGGUGGAGAUGUCUCGCCCGACGAGCAGGGCGAUGCCAGGAGACGGCGAGCUUCGUCUCCGACGAGGUCUGCUCAGUCAACUGGCCGAGUUAAUCCAGAGGCCCCCGGCUGGACUAAAAGGUUGCGUCUUGGGAGUGCGCCACCAGACCGUGUGCCAUGCCCAUCCAGGAUGAUUGCUCUGGAGUUAACAAUCUGCAAAUAUGCGGAGCAACCGGACAAGAGCGUGAUGCGGCCUGAAUUAGGCCUCAGCUUUGACUCGUUGGAUGAGGCAUACGACUUCUACAAUCUUUAUUCCUAGGAGAUCGGCUUCGGAAUAAGAUAUGGGAAAAGCAGACUAAAUGCUCAAAGGAGAAAGACGAUGCAGGAAAUUGUUCGUGGAUGCUCGGUAAGUGCCAUCACACGUGCACGUAGGAUUAUUUUGUGGGCGCAUCGGAGCACGCGCACUUGACAAUUUUUUUUCUGUCUGGUUGUUUCCCUGGAGGGAAAACCGGAAGCAAAGAACAGCAGAUCAUGCCGAUGCGAGUGUCCAGCACUGAUUAGGUUGCUGCGAGCGUCAGACGACAGUUGGUACAUCACCGAGCACCGGGAAAAUCACAACCAUUCUCUGUCGCUGACUAUGGGUGAGAAGGUGCACUGGCCGUCACAUAAACACAUAGAUGUUUACACCAAGGAUCUGAUUAGGCAGCUAAGGGAAAACAAUGUCAAUUUGGGAAAGGUGUACAGCAUAAUUGGGAGUUUCUUCGGGUCUGUUGAGAAGGUGCCAUUCACAAAGAAGACACUCAGGAAUAUAUGUGGAAAGAUUAGCCGUGAACAAGCUGACGAUGAUGUCCGAAAAACGCUUGAAGUGUUUGCUGACAUACGCUCAAGGGAUCCAGGGUUCACCUAUGUGGUGCUGGCUGACAAGACAAGUAAGGUCAAAAUCUAAUGUGGGCGAAUGGCAGCAGCCGUAUGCAAUACAAAUUCUUUGGGGAUGUUGUAACGUUCGACACGAUGUACAGAACAAACCUGUAUGAUAUGCCAUUCAGCUUAUUUUUCGGAGUUAACAAUCAUUACCGGAGCAUCAUCCUGGCAGGGGUGUUAAUGCGCUAUGAGCAAGAAGAGAGCUUCGAGUGGGUUUUCACGGAAUUUCUUCGUAUGAUGGGCGGGCCUGCCCCCAGAACUAUACUCACAGUGUAGGGCGAUGGAGGUCGCGAUCAAGAAAACUUAUCCUGACACUGUCCACCGUUGGUGCAAGUGGCAUGUCCUCAAGAAGGCGAAGGAAACGCUGGGCCCACUAUACACGAAGAAGAGCGAUUUUCAGGCUGAAUUUCACAAGGUAGUGAAUCACAUGUUAACGGAAGAAGAGUCCGAAUCAGCUUGGGCAACGCUGCUGGAUAGGUACAACUUGAGGAGUCACGCCUACAUGACCCAAAUAUAUGAAACCCGGAGGAAAUGGGCCAAGCCAUAUUUCAGGGGUGUGUUCUGUGCAAAGAUGACAAGCACCCAACGCAGUGAGAGCGCAAACCACAUGCUGAAGUUGUCGUGGUUUUGUCACGGCAGAUGUCUUAGAGAAAGGACUUAGUCGUGGAGCCAUCACGACGGAUUAGCUUGAAGGGGUUAAAGCGGACACAAGGACGCAAGAGAGUUUAUACUAGUUCGGCCCCUUCGAUAAAGGUAAAAGCCUACAUCUAGUUGUUAUGGAAUUGAUAGGGUUUCGAUGACUAGGGAGCAAACAAGUUUCGCCUAUGUCUCGAGUUGUUGUCUGUUGUCCCUGAACCGCCACCGGGUCGUCCCCUUAUAUACACGGG
This is a messenger RNA of Triticum aestivum (bread wheat), 2104 nucleotides long. RefSeq lists its product as uncharacterized. The coding region runs from base 136 to 615 and encodes 159 amino acids. Lineage: Eukaryota; Viridiplantae; Streptophyta; Magnoliopsida; Poales; Poaceae. The transcript is spliced from 4 exons. The record is from RefSeq and is a predicted model, not a curated record.